Cylicocyclus nassatus is the source of this 1249-nucleotide messenger RNA. The record is from the annotation of a GenBank genome assembly. Lineage: Eukaryota; Metazoa; Nematoda; Chromadorea; Rhabditida; Strongylidae.
UCCAGAUGUUCAGUUCCAGCUCCACAUUUGGGGCUAAACCAUCAUUAUUUGGCAGCACUACAACUACCACGGCUACAAAUCCAAAUUCUGAAGACAUUGCUGUGGAAGGCUCGCCAGAUGAUACCGUUCAAGUAUUGCGAUUUAGUCCUAACGUGAAUGAAAAACCAUUGCUGACUGCGGGAAGUUGGGAUGGUGUGGUACGGGUAUGGAUGGUAAACGACAAUGGACAAUGCGAAGGCAAAGCGCAACAGAAUAUUCCAGCACCUAUACUCGACCUUUCCUGGACAGAUGACGGUACUAAAAUCUUCAUAUCAGCUGGUGGCAAAGAAGUACGGUUAUGGGAUUUGGCCUCGAAUCAAAUGGCAGUUGUUGGCACCCAUGAUGGACCAGUGAAGACAUGCCACUGGAUUAAAGGUAAUAAUUAUUCAUGUUUAAUGACUGGAUCAUGGGAUAAGACGUUGCGGUUUUGGGACAUGCGACAGCUACCCACUCAGACAUCAUUAGCGAACAUCACGCUACCUGAGCGAGUAUUUUGCGCCGAUGUGCUAUAUCCUAUGGCAGCAGUAGGUCUGGCCAACCGUCACAUAAAAGUCUACAAUCUUGAAAAUGGGCCGCAAGAAGUAAAGAAUAUCGAAAGCCAGUUGAAGUUUCAGCAUCGAUGUGUCUCGAUAUUCAAGGACAAAACAAAUUCGAUGCCAUGCGGUUUCGCUGUUGGAUCAAUAGAAGGUCGUGUGGCGAUUCAUUAUGUGGAGACAUCUAACCCGAAAGAUAAUUUCACAUUCAAGUGCCAUCGAUCAGCUGAAGUUGUAAAUGGAUACCAAGAAAUCUUUGGUGUGAACGAUAUCAAAUUCCAUCCACAGCACAACACAUUGGUAACGAUUGGCUCAGAUGGACGUUACUCAAUGUGGGAUAAAGAUGCCCGAACAAAGUUGAAAACGUCCGAUGCGGCACCGUUGCCGCUCACAUGCGCCUCAAUUCAUCCGUCGGGACAAGUGAUGGCAUACGCGAUAGGAUACGACUGGAGUCGGGGCCAUGAAGGAAACACUCAGCCAGGAUCGAAAAUUAUGCUGCACAAUUGCUCAGAGGAUAUGAAGCCAAGAGCGAAGAAAUAGUGUUUGUUCAUCAUAAAUCUUUGCUUCCUGACAACUGCCACAAUUGUUUUGAUGUGUGGUCACUACCUGACAAUCAUUCCCGUGGUUUUUCAUGAUACUCAUGUUUGCUUGUUACGUAUAAAUAUUUUCAUGUGCUG